This is a messenger RNA of Ilex paraguariensis (yerba mate), 531 nucleotides long. Lineage: Eukaryota; Viridiplantae; Streptophyta; Magnoliopsida; Aquifoliales; Aquifoliaceae. The record is from the annotation of a GenBank genome assembly.
AUGUCAAGUUAUCAAGACACUGUACAGGCUAAGAUCUUUAAGUUUAGUUCUGUCUGGAUACACUGCCAAGUCUAUCUGAUGGGGUGGGGAAACAUCUACAGAAGGCGCAUGAGAGUGUUCACAUUGGCUAUUGUAAUUUACAUGGAUUAUAAGGCUUUACAGCAGAGAGAGAAAUGGAUGAGCAAAACAAAAAGGGCUGAUCUAUGGCAGAAAGCACAUGAGCGUAAUGCAAAGCGUGUCCUUAAUUUAAUGAUAGCGUUGGAAGGUUUGUGGGUUAAACUUGGACAGUACUUAUCCACACGUGCUGAUGUGCUCCCUGAGCCCUAUAUAUGCCUUCUAAAGCAGUUACAGGACUCUCUUCCUCCGCGUCCCUUGGAAGAGGUAAUUUUUUCAGCUAAGAAUUUCAAAAUAUCACUGGAGUGGGACUGCCCAUCUAGUUUUUUUUUGUCAUACUCAUGGAGACGCAUGCAAUCUACCAGAAGCAAAAUUAGUAUUUUAUGCUUUCACAAAAACAAUCAUUUGUUCAUUUGA